Messenger RNA from Prosopis cineraria, 3814 nucleotides. Its product is annotated as protein LONGIFOLIA 1-like. NCBI's taxonomy places the organism in Eukaryota, Viridiplantae, Streptophyta, Magnoliopsida, Fabales, Fabaceae. Gene Ontology annotation, biological process: regulation of monopolar cell growth. The record is from RefSeq and is a predicted model, not a curated record. The coding region runs from base 547 to 3555 and encodes 1002 amino acids. The transcript has 5 exons.
GCUCCCUCUACUUGACAGACCAGGAGAUAAAACUAUUCCUUGCUCUCAGAAAAAAGAAAAAAAGACAUCUUUUCUUGGGGCUAUCAAUCUUCUUUUCUGCAGUUUGGGAGUUUGUAAUCAGAAGAAGAAGGUGGUGGAUAGAGGUAGCAUUUGGGGAUUGCUUCGUUUUCACUGCUUCUUGUUCCUUCUGCUUUUUUUGCAGAGAAACGUUCUCUCUCCUGUUGUUGUCUGAAAACCCAACAUCUGAAUUUAUAUGAUUUUCUGUUCUGUUCCUCUUUCUCGCUCUGUUUGAACGUGCUCUGUUAAUCCUGUUCAUGGACAUUCUCUUCUGUUCUGGGGAUUUAUUUUCCAUAUUCCUAUGCUUCCAUGUGUAACUGACAAAACCAACUCAAAUUGAAAUCCCCAGAACCAAGUGCUGUUCCUUCCAUUCUAUGCAAGUCUUAGCCACUUCGAAUGGUUUCUGAUUUCAAAAUCCAAUCUUUUCUUCUCCAAACAACCUGACAUUUCAAAAUCCAACAUAAAAGAAAUUGAAGAGAAGAAGUAAAUAUGUCCAGAAGAUCAUCCAAAUCAGUGAAGGGUGAGAAAGCAGAUUUGCAGAAGCAGAUUGGGUGCAUCACGGGAUUGUUUCAGCUCUUUGACCGUCACCGUUUCCUCGCAGGUGGAAGCAAUGAUCAAAUCAGAGAGUUUAGCACUACUAUGCCGAAAGCAAAGGCAAAAAGUCUCAAGGCUGCCAGAGAGAAGCAACAAUUAUCCACGGAAUCAUCAACCAGUUCUGUGUCUACGUCGUCUUGUUCGUCUAGCAUGUCAUCCGUUGAGUUUAGCAGAACAGUUCAGGUAGAAACACCAUCAAUCCCUCGGAUAAAAAUUCCAGAAAUCCCCACUCCAAGAGCAGCACCGAAGCGACUAGAAACCCUAGGCCAUCAAUCUCAUGAUUUGCGAGCUAAUGCCAAAGACUCAAAGCGUAGAGAAGCUCAGGGGCUGACAGUGAAAACUGUGGCUAAAGAGGGCAAGAAGGGAGGUCAUACCUUGAAAUACAUAGACUCCCCCAGGCCUGAACCUUUUCAGACCUCCAAAUCUGUGAAUGCAGGAGUUAUGGUUGCCAAAGAACCCUUGCACAUUCUUCCAAAGUCCCAAAAAGCUCCAUGGGAUUCACCACGACUUUCUUAUGACGAAAGGAUUACACAAGAUACAUUCAAAUCAACAGCGAGACACAAGGAACUCCCAAGGCUUUCCUUGGACAGCAGAGCAGGAUCCAUUAAAAGUUUGAAUGAAGGCACAAGAUCUCGCAAUCUUCUGAAGGGUCCACAGAGAGGGUAUGAAAGCUGCAGCACAUCGAUUAAUCAGCAGCAAGAGCUGGACACCUCGCGAAGACAAUCCAGCGUUGUAGCAAAGUUAAUGGGACUGGAUUCCUUCCCAGACUGCACACAGACUGGUGAGACUAUGGAGACUUCAAGCUAUACUGCCAGUAAAAAGGAGCCCCUGUCAAGAGCUAGCACAAGUGAUGAACGCUACCGUCACCAAAGUUAUGGAUCCCCCAGAAAAUGCAAGGGGUCCCCCUCGCUCCAGCAUGGAAGGACUGGUUCAACCAUGAAUGGCAUGUCAUAUUUGCAAUUCUCGCAAGACCCCACUCCCUGGAGGCAAACUGAUGCAAGCCAAAGCUCCCAAUUUCCAGAUUCUGAUGAUACGGAAUCUGCAAUAAAGGCCACAAGUUCCUCCCACUCUGUAUAUGCAGAGAUUGAGAAAAGGUUGGCUGAGCUCGAGUUUAAAAAGUCAGGAAAGGAUCUCAGAGCCCUCAAACAGAUUCUUGAAGCCAUGCAGAGAUAUAACCAUUCAUUAGGUAUUACAAGAGAUCAGGCUUCAGAUUGUCCAUCUGACAACAUUAGCACAAGCAGUCUCAGUGAAAGCUCAAAAGCACAAAGCCCAAGAAACCGACGAAAGGACCCAAAAUCUAUCUCAACUGACAGGUCAAAUUCACCCCACGAGAGUAAAUUGCCAAUUAUCAUCAUGAAACCAGCAAGAGUUAAAAGAAUUUCAGCAUCACCAGAUAUGUCAAUUCAAGGUAAACCUGGCCCCAGCGAGUUUCCACCUUGUAAUCCCACAAGCAGAAGAUUGGUUGACAGGCAAAAAGAUAAAUAUAUUACUCCAACAAUCAGACAUCUUAAUGAUCCUUCAAGUCAACCCCCUCAUUCAGCCAACAGGAGUGAUAAGAUAACAACCUCAAAAUUGAUGGAAGCCUCAAGAAUUCCUCGACACCUCAAUGGAGAAAACAUCAGCUCUGGUAAUAAAACAGAGACUGACAGCCCAAGACUGCACAAGAAGUUUGGUUGGGAGAGGCGUUCCCUGCCAACACCAUCAAGUUGCAGCAGUGACAGAAGACAAAACAACAGGCGCCCUCUAGAAUUAUCCUCCCCAAGGACAACACCAAGACCAAAAUUCUCAACUUUGCAUGAAGCAAAUGAACACUUCAGUAAGACCAUCUGUCCUAGAAAGGAUUUCAAGGAUAAUGUUGAUGCAAUAUCUCCAGAUUCUUACACAAACAAAAGGCUGGUCAAUCAUAGCAACAUUAGAGUCAUUCACACUGAUCAAUCAGAGACCAGUAGAACCUCCUUCCUACUGAAUGAGCUGAAUUACAAUAAAGCAGCAAAAGGGUUGAGCAACGAAAGCUCUCUGUCUGAAAUAACAGUUAUCACAGAACAACCAAGUCCCAUCUCAGUCCUUGAUGCUGCAUUCUAUAGAGACGACACACCAUCUCCAAUAAAAAAGAAAUCAGCCAUCUCAAAAGAUUCAGAUGAAGCUCAAAAUGCUGACGAUGAAAAGGAGAACUCAACAGAACUUACCAGCACCACAAAAUACAACUUCAGCAAUUGGGCCAGUGAUGGAGACUUAAACACUCAGUAUUUGGUUCAAAAACUUCAAGAAACAGAUUGCCCACACGAUAAAGCCAUCAAUUUCAUUGAAACACUCAGCGACAGUAAAGAUCCUGAUCAUAAAUACAUAUCUGAAAUACUGUUUGCAUCAGGUCUUCUCAGAGGCCCAGGCUCUAGCCAGACACUUCAUUCAUCACCCCACCUGAAUGGCACAAAGUUGUUCUUCGCACUAGAACAAAUCAAGACAAAGAAGAGGCUUUGUAACAUUGAAGACAAUGCCAAGACGGAUGAGCAAAUGCAAAGAAAACUCAUAUUUGAUGUUGUUUAUGAUAUAUUAGUUCAAAAACUGAUAGUUGAGAAUUCCCCUAGUCAGUGGUUUCUUCCACAUGAGUUGGUGGGUAGAAGACUGAGAGGACAGCAGCUUCUAUGCGAAAUUUGCUCAGAAUUUGACAAGUUGCGUCACCAAAAGAAUGCCAGCCUGGCGAAGGAGGAUGCGAAUUCGACAAGCCUCUUGUGGGGAGAUUUGAUGCAUCAACCCACAAUUUGGACAAAGUGCCACAGUGAGAUCCCAAAUUUAGUGUUAGACAUUGAACGGUUGAUCUUUAAAGAUUUGAUAAAUGAAGUUGUGAGAGGUGAAGUAGCAAAUCAUCCUGGCAAACAUUGCAGACAACUGCUGUUUCCCAAGUAGGAAUGAUGGCUAAGCGGUUUUACAAGAAAUAUGGUCUUCAUUUAUCUUCCUUUUUCAGCAAUACAUAAUACUUGACUGACAUUAUAACCCUCGUUUCCUAUGAAUUCAUGCAGAACAAUUGGUGCCUAAGUAACCUCUUCAUUCUACAUGUGUUUAUAUUCCCUUGUUGAUAAAAUACAUGUAGAAAUGCAUAUAAAUGUAUAUAUCAGUAGUCAGUGUGCUGAGCUUUGCAAGUUCUAUUCUAUAUGUCUUCAAUUUA